Messenger RNA from Saxophila tyrrhenica, 540 nucleotides. RefSeq lists its product as uncharacterized. The record is from RefSeq and is a predicted model, not a curated record. Lineage: Eukaryota; Fungi; Ascomycota; Dothideomycetes; Mycosphaerellales; Extremaceae. The coding region runs from base 1 to 540 and encodes 179 amino acids. The transcript has a single exon.
AUGGCACAACCAACCACAAAGUCCCUCCACACCUCCCUCGACAAGCUCCAAAUCUCCACCCCCAAGCCCGCCACCACCAAAAAAUCCGAGCCCGCCGACUCUUGGGAAGACGAGGCCGAAGCCACCACUCCAUCCAGCGAAGACGACACCACACCAAUUGGCAGCCCCAACAACGCAGGCCUCGAAGCACCCCCACCAACCCCCUCCUCUCCCAGCCAAAUCCCCACCCAAUACGCCCCCACCAACUCCCCCAUCUACCGCCCAGGCGGCGAUCCCCUCUCCAUGGUCCCUGCCGAGCUGGCGCCGAGGAAGACCAGUCCCAACACCGAGGACAAGCGCCCCGAGAAGUCCACGGCGGUGGCUUCGCGGUUGAUCGCAGCGGGGAUCGGACAGAAGGCGCCGAAGCGGACGAAGGAGCAGCGGGAGUAUGAGCAGGCGAUGAAGGUGCAGGAGAAGAAGAGGCGGGAUGCGGUAAAGGCGGAGGAGGAGCGGAAGAGGGUGGAGAGGGAGAGGGCGGUGAGGGAUGUUUGGGGGGAUUGA